This is a messenger RNA of Drosophila hydei, 1937 nucleotides long. Its product is annotated as serine protease inhibitor 42Dd. The coding region runs from base 283 to 1809 and encodes 508 amino acids. Gene Ontology annotation, molecular function: serine-type endopeptidase inhibitor activity. NCBI's taxonomy places the organism in Eukaryota, Metazoa, Arthropoda, Insecta, Diptera, Drosophilidae. The transcript is spliced from 3 exons. The record is from RefSeq and is a predicted model, not a curated record.
CACUGUGCUGCAGGGAGCGGGGUAGAGAGUGCCCACUGUAGUGGACCGGUUAUCAGUCCGCUUCUAGGUACUCGCAUAUUCUCGCUGCUCAAACUUUUUGCCAAGCUCAGUUUGUUUUUAAAGCUGCAGUCGAGCUGAGCUGCGCAACAGACGAUCGCAGAGCGUCGAGACGCAAAAAAAAAACAAAGGAGACGAAUUAUACUUAUAAAUAUAUAUAUCUACAUCAAUAUAUAUAUAAAGCAGCAGCUAAACGAGUUUCCCUCUCCGCAGUAAUUGGUCGGCAUGUCGUGCAAAUAUUCAUCAGCAAUGCUGCUUCUGCUGGGCAGCUGCCUAAGCCUUUGUCUGUUCUUCACACCCGCUGCCUCGAGCGGACAGCGCAUUGUAGACUAUGGCCAUGUGGUCUUCGGCAGUCGUUCUGGCUUUGAUAACCAGAUACAAAGCAGAUCUGGAGGGGUGCCCGCAGUCCAGAAUAGAAUCGCUCAACGCACGGCUGUCGCAGCUGGGCAGCCAGCACAGCAACAAUUUUCCGCCCAAUCGCCAGCUCCAGCUCAAGCUCAGGCUCCGUCUGCACCUGCAUCUGCAUCUGUAACUCCUGGCGUAACAGUUCUUGGCAUCGAUGGUUCAACCGGCAAAUCAGCUGCUGGUCAAUCGAGAGGCUCGUCGGGUCCAGCACGUCCGCCGGCGCAGUUCAAUUACCGUGAACGCUUCAGCUCCACACUCUUUCAGCCUAUCUCGCGUAGCAAUAUAAACCGCAAUGUCGUCUACUCACCUUCCUCGGUGCACGGUAUCUUGGGCAUGCUCUUCGGCGUCUCCAGUGGAGAAACUGCCACCGAACUUCGACUGGCUGGCCAAUUUGAACAAGAUCAACUGAGCGUGGCUAAGGACUUUCAGCGAGUAAAUAAUCUGGAGCGCGAGCUGCAGAAUGCUCAACUAAUUGUGGCCAACAAGCUGUUCUUCAAUCAUGAACUAGCUGUGGUCAAUCCCGAUUAUGCACGCUACGCUCGUGAGUUCUAUAACUCGGAGAUUGAACCGGUCAACAUGAAGCGUUCAAGCAAUACCGCUGCCAGAAUUAAUGCCUGGUCAGCAGAUGCCACACGCAACAUUAUACGCGAGCUGGUCACCCCGAACGAUAUUGAUGAUGAGACACAAGCAUUGCUGGUCAAUGCCAUUUACUUCAAAGCACGUUGGGCAAACGAGUUUUCAGCUAUGGAUACAACGCCGGAGAAGUUCCGUGUCAAUAGCAACAAGGCCAUCACAGUGCCCAUGAUGUACAACGACGAUGUGUUUGCCUAUGCCGAACUACCAGAGCUAGAUGCCGUAGCGCUCGAGUUACCCUAUGCCGGCACUCAGGUGUCAAUGCUAUUCAUACUUCCGAACCAGGUGGAUGGUCUCUCACAGCUGGAACGGCAACUGCAACGUGUAGAUCUCAAUCAGAUUGCGGCACGCCUACGUCGAGAAAUGGUUGCAGUGCGAAUACCGAAAUUCCGCAUUGAAUUCGAACAGGAUAUGACGCGUCCGCUGCAGGAGUUGGGCGUGCGUCGCAUGUUCACUGCCAACUCGCAGGUAGAUGCCAUGCUAAUGCGUCCUGUAAAGGUGUCAAAGAUACUGCAAAAGGCCUUCAUUGAUGUCAACGAGGCGGGCUCCGAGGCAGCAGCCGCCACCUUUGCCAAAUUUGUGCCCUUGCUGCUGCCAAUGAAAUCACGCGAAUUUACUGCCGAUCAUCCGUUCCUGUUUGCCAUACGCACACCUGACUCGGUGCUCUUUAUUGGGCAUGUGGUCCAGCCGCCACAGGUGAACGCGAGACAGUAGAACCGUCCCUAGCUUCUAAGUUAAGUGUACGCAUUUGCUAUUUGUAAUACAUACUCGUAAUUUUUACUUUUAUUGUAAUACACACACAUAUACACACACGUAAUUCGCAUGAUUCGUGUUUAUAUUCU